UCGGGCCGGCGCGGGGCGGUGGCGGCCAUGCAGGCGGCGGCGCAGGGCUCGAAGGCGGCGGCGCAGGAACUGGUGAAGUUCGUGAACCGCAGUCCGUCUCCGUACCACGUGGUGGCCGAAUGCCGCAGCCGGCUACUGCAGGCCGGCUUCCAGGAGCUGAAGGAGACGGAGCACUGGGACGUGCGGCCGGCGCAGAAGUACUUCAUCACCAGGAACUACUCCACCCUCAUCGCCUUUGCCGUCGGCGGCCAGUUCCAGCCCGGGAAUGGGUUCAGCCUGCUAGGAGCCCACACCGACAGCCCCUGCCUCAGGGUGAAGCGUCGCUCAAAGCGGGGACAGGUGGGCAUAGUGCAAGUCGGAGUGGAGACCUAUGGAGGGGGCAUCUGGAACACCUGGUUCGACCGUGACCUCACCGUGGCCGGGAGGGUGAUCAUAAAGGACCAAGCCACGGGGCGCCUGGAGCAUCGCCUGGUACGUGUGGAGCGGCCCAUCCUCCGCAUUCCUCACCUGGCCAUCCAUCUGCAGCGCAGCAUCAAUGAGAGCUUUGGGCCCAACACCGAGCACCACCUGGUUCCCAUUCUGGCCACUGCAGUGCAGGAGGAGCUGGAAAAGGAGGUGCUUAUGGAGUCCACACCUUGCAGUGCUGCGUCCCAGACAGAGCGGCACAGCCCUGUUCUGCUUUCCCUGAUCUGCCCCCAGCUGGGGGUGAAACCAGAGCAGAUUGUGGAGAUGGAGCUAUGCCUGGCAGAUACACAGCCAGCGACGCUGGGUGGUGCCUUCGAUGAGUUCAUCUUCUCCCCACGUCUGGACAACCUGCACAGCUGCUACUGCGCCUUGCAGGCCUUGAUUGACUCAUGUGCAGCACCCUCGUCCCUCUCCGAGGAGCCCAAUGUGCGUCUCAUCGCGCUCUAUGACAACGAGGAGGUAGGGUCAGAGAGUGCACAGGGUGCAGAGUCCUUGCUAACGGAGCUGGUGCUGCGCCGGAUCUCUGCGUCGCCGCACAACCUGACAGCCUUCGAGGAGGCAGUGGCCAAGUCCUACAUGAUCAGUGCUGAUAUGGCCCAUGCUGUGCACCCCAAUUAUGUGGACAAGCAUGAGGAGAAUCAUCGUCCAGCCUUCCACAAGGGCCCUGUCAUCAAGGUGAACAGCAACCAGCGCUACGCCUCCACAGCUGUCACUGAAGCUGUGAUCCGGGACAUUGCUGCCCGCGUGGGUGUCCCUCUGCAGGAGUUCAUGGUGCGCAACGACACACCCUGCGGCACCACCAUCGGCCCCAUCCUGGCCUCCCGCCUGGGGCUGCGUGUGCUGGACAUUGGCUGCCCCCAGCUGGCCAUGCACUCCAUCCGGGAGAUGUGCUGCACCUCGGGGGUGCUUCAGAGCAUCACCCUCUUCAAGGUGAGCCCUGUGUCCCCCCAUCCUGCGCUUAAGUUCACUCCCUGCUCCUCUACAUCUCCCACAUCCCCAUGUCCCCAACCAAUCCCUGCUUUGGGGCUGAACCCAGCCAUCCCACAGAGCUCCCCAGCUCUCUGGAGCAGCUCAGGUACUGGCUGCUUCCGGAGGUGCCCCCUCUCAUCCCAGCCUUCCCCAGUGACUGCCAUCCCUAAGUAGUUCCUAUGGCAACUGGUGCUAGCCUUGAGUCAGCGAUGAGUUACUAUGGCGACGUGGUCCUGCUCUCUGCAAGUAGCUGCCUGCUAUGACGCUGUGACUGGGAGAUGCUGCCUGCCCCCACUGCCUGUCCCCCCACCCUGCACCGCCUUGCUCAGCCCACCCUGACAGCCUCUCUUCUUCCAGGGCUUCUUCGAGCUCCUGCCGACGGUCAGCAGCAGCCUGGUGGUCGACUGAACAUGGUGGGGAGGGCGUAGCAGUGGGUUUAGUCCUGGGGCCAUUAAAGCAUUUCUGUCUCACCA
This is a messenger RNA of Melospiza georgiana, 1907 nucleotides long. RefSeq names its product aspartyl aminopeptidase (gene DNPEP). Gene Ontology annotation, biological process: proteolysis. The transcript is spliced from 14 exons. NCBI's taxonomy places the organism in Eukaryota, Metazoa, Chordata, Aves, Passeriformes, Passerellidae. Gene Ontology annotation, molecular function: zinc ion binding; aminopeptidase activity. Bases 28 to 1608 code for a protein of 526 amino acids. The record is from RefSeq and is a predicted model, not a curated record.